Messenger RNA from Cetraspora pellucida, 211 nucleotides. Lineage: Eukaryota; Fungi; Glomeromycota; Glomeromycetes; Diversisporales; Gigasporaceae. The record is from the annotation of a GenBank genome assembly.
AAACACCAAUGAUCCUAGAAAUACUAAUGAUCUUAAAGAUAUUAAUAAUUCUGAAGAUACCAAUGAUUCUAAAAAUACUACUGAUUCUAAAGAUUUUGGUAUUGUUAUUAGGCUAAUUACUUUUGGCACUAGUUUUUCUUCAUGGAUAUCUUUUGAGAAAAGCCUUGAACAUUAUAGUAAAAAAAAUAAAUUCAAACCAAUAAAGAGUUAG